Molecule: messenger RNA, 1179 nt
Organism: Eutrema salsugineum
Lineage: Eukaryota; Viridiplantae; Streptophyta; Magnoliopsida; Brassicales; Brassicaceae
Product: putative F-box/FBD/LRR-repeat protein At5g44950
Source: RefSeq, a predicted model, not a curated record
AUGAAGGACGAUAGAUUCAGCGCGUUGCCCGAUUCUUUGAUAACUCAGAUACUCUUAUGCCUUCCUACCAAAGAUUCGGUUAGGACAAGUCUUUAUCGACCAGAUGGAGAAAUCUCUGGCUUGAUAUUGAAGGAGUGGGUCGCCACAGCGAUUGAUUGUGGUAUUGAAAAUCUAAAUAUUGAGAUCAAGAAUGUUAUGUACUCCAGAUAUUACAUGCCUAUGAACAUUUAUAAGAGCAAGACAUUGGUCUCUUUAAAGCUUGCAAAAGUGGAGCUUGAGAAUCCCGAGUUUGUUGUAUCUCUACCUUGUCUCAAGAUCAUGCAUCUUGAAGACAUUUUUCACAACCUCAAUGGUCUUUUGAAUACGGAGAAGCUCAUAUUAGGAUGCCUUGUUCUUGAAGAUCUUAACUUGGUAAGUAGCCAUUAUGAUGAUGUAAGAACUCCGGCGCCCCUUCUGCGUGUGAGGUCUCACACUCUGAAGAUCUUUCGUUUAAAAUGUCACCCGGGAAUGUGUGAAAAUCAUUAUGGGGCUGAGAUUGAUGCUCCAAGACUCAAGUAUAUGAGUGUUAAAGAUAACCACUCUGAUAGGAUUGUGGUCAAGAAUCUUAGCUCCUUGUUCAAGAUAGACAUUGAUACUAACUUUAAUGUCAAUUUUGCUCACAGUCCUUUGAGAGCAGAUGAUUUAACAAAGAGAGAUAUAAUCCAUGAUUUUCUCACCGGUAUAUCUACUGUAAGGCAUAUGAUCAUCUCUCAGCAUAAUCUAAAGGUCCUUUAUCGUUAUUCCAAACUGGAACCGAUCCCCAAAUUCCAUAACCUAUCUCAUUUGCAGGUUGCGUUCUCUAGCUCAAUGUUACAAUUGUUUCCAAUCUUUCUUGGGAGCUGCCCAAAUCUGAAAAAACUCAUAGUGAACUUUUCUGUUUCAAAGGAGCCAGAUCAGCAAAUCGAUGUUAACUAUGUGCCACGGUGUUUAUCAUCGACUCUGGAUUGUGUUGAGAUUAACAAACUGAUUACGUGGGAGAAAACUGGGAUGAAACUAGUGAGGUACAUUGUUGAGAAUUCAGUAGUCCUCAUGAAACUUAAUCUGAGUUUCACAAAUCCAGUCGAAGAUUUAGAUAUCUACGAGGAGCUUCUUACAGCUAUAAAGCGUUCUCGCAGAUGUCGAGUUAAUUUAUUUCAUUAG